Molecule: messenger RNA, 839 nt
Organism: Erinaceus europaeus (western European hedgehog)
Lineage: Eukaryota; Metazoa; Chordata; Mammalia; Eulipotyphla; Erinaceidae
Gene: SDF2L1
Product: stromal cell derived factor 2 like 1
Exons: 3
Coding region: 54-719 (221 amino acids)
Source: RefSeq, a predicted model, not a curated record
UGCGGAGGCGGAAGCGGCAGGAGAAACCGGGCUGACCGAGCCUCUCCGGGGCGAUGUGGAGCGCGGGCCGCGGUGGAGCUGGCGUACCGGCGUUGCUGGGCCUCCUUGUGGCACUGUUAGUGCGGGGCGGCGACGCCGCCAAGACCAGCGCGGGGCUCGUGACCUGCGGGUCGGUGCUGAAGCUCUUCAACACGCAGCACCGGGUGCGGCUGCACUCGCAUGACAUCAAAUAUGGAUCUGGCAGCGGCCAGCAGUCGGUGACGGGCGUGGACUCGUCGGACGACGCCAACAGCUACUGGCGGGUCCGGGGCGGCGCGGAGGGCGGCUGCCCGCGCGGGGCCCCGGUGCGCUGCGGACAGGCGGUGCGUCUGACCCACGUGCUCACCGGCAAGAACCUGCACACGCACCACUUCCCGUCGCCGCUGUCCAACCACCAGGAAGUGAGCGCCUUUGGGGAAGACGGCGAGGGCGAUGACCUGGACCUGUGGACAGUGCGCUGCUCAGGGCAGCACUGGGAGCGGGAGGCCUCUGUGCGGUUCCAGCACGUGGGUACCUCAGUGUUCCUGUCAGUGACCGGGGAGCAGUAUGGGAGUCCGAUCCGAGGGCAGCACGAGGUACACGGCAUGACCAGCGCCAACACUCACAAUACAUGGAAGGCCAUGGAAGGCAUCUUUAUCAAGCCCGGUGCAGACCCUUCUGGUGGUCACGAUGAACUCUGAGUGCCCCAAUGGCAGAAUGGAGGGCUGCUGGGAAGGGACUCUGCAGGGCGAUGCUUGGGGAAGACUUUGGGUUAAUAGGGGUUUUCAAGUGCCUUUGUGAUUAAAGAGUGUUGGUCUCUG